Ctenopharyngodon idella (grass carp) is the source of this 634-nucleotide messenger RNA. RefSeq names its product LSM3 homolog, U6 small nuclear RNA and mRNA degradation associated (gene lsm3). The record is from RefSeq and is a predicted model, not a curated record. Lineage: Eukaryota; Metazoa; Chordata; Actinopteri; Cypriniformes; Xenocyprididae. The transcript has 4 exons. Gene Ontology annotation, biological process: P-body assembly; mRNA splicing, via spliceosome. Gene Ontology annotation, cellular component: precatalytic spliceosome; Lsm1-7-Pat1 complex; P-body. The coding region runs from base 104 to 412 and encodes 102 amino acids. Gene Ontology annotation, molecular function: RNA binding.
CAGUUUUCUGGGUCUUUAAGCGCCCUCUAAAGGAACACUUUGGACUAACAGGAAACAACGAUUUUGAGAGACAAGCGAAAAGCAUUUUGGGUCAUUUUGAAAGAUGGCGGACGACGCUGAGCAGCAACAAACCACCAACACUGUAGAAGAGCCUCUGGAUCUCAUCCGGUUGAGUCUGGAUGAGAGGAUCUAUGUGAAGAUGAGAAAUGACAGAGAGCUGCGCGGCAGACUGCACGCCUAUGACCAGCAUUUAAACAUGAUCCUCGGAGAUGUUGAAGAGACCGUGACGACUGUGGAAAUUGACGAGGAGACGUAUGAGGAGAUUUACAAGUCAACGAAGCGAAACAUUCCUAUGCUGUUUGUCCGAGGAGAUGGAGUUGUGUUAGUGGCGCCGCCACUGAGGGUCGGAUAACUAACUUCCUUGAGUUGUACUCAACUUACCUACAGAAUUAUGCUUUGGACUCUAAAUUCUUUAAGUGGGUGGACUUUUAAGUGGUUGAUGUUUUCAUUUGGACCCACAGAGUUGUAAAUCUGUUUAUUUUGCAACUGAACCUUUUGUUUUGCUUUUUUGAAACCCGUAUUGGCAGUUUAUUUGCGCCAUAUUUUUUGACUGUCAUUAAAAUUUUUGAAGUUC